AUGACGAGCUCGACACAUUCGGCUGACCCUAGUGGCAGCAAAAAGGACAAGAAUGGCAAGGAGGACAAGAAGCGCGAUACCGCCCAAUCUGGGCAGGCCAGCGCGUCCAGCAUCAGCAGCAGCAACAGGAACACCAGCACCACUGGCAAUGGCAGUGGAGGCGCGGCUAGUACUAGGCAUUUUGUGUUUGGCCAGCCCAACACAGGAGAGUUUUCGUUUGGCCAGCCCAGCACAAUCAACCCUCAUGGAGGCGUGCAAGGGCCCGCGGCCGUUGCGGGAGCUUUAGCUGCUUACCAGCCCAAUACGUGGAAGACACUUCCUGAUUCUCGCUGGUCUGGGCUUUCCUCACCGGGACAAGAACAGUCCUUCAUGAACAGCGGCCCUGGUUCUGGUUUUUACCCUGGUUGGAACACCCGCGCCUGGAAUUCUGGGCAGUACCAGACUGGAAACUCCGGGCCUGGUACGGCCGACAGCAUCUUCGGGAGGGAUUUUCCUCCAAGGUCGAGGAAGCGGGACAGGGACUUCGACAGCGACAGCGAGUCGUCGUUCCGCCCCAACAAGAAGGCGGCCUUCACGACAAAUAUCUCUGACGUCAAGGAAUACACGCGAGACCCGGACGUCAAGAUGAGGGACAUCAAGCUCCACUCGCAGCCCGAGGCCAAAAAUUACAUCGUGCAGACCAAUAACAGGAACGUCACGCUUGCGAGGCUCGGGGGCAAGAAGAAGGAAAAGACGCUGCUGCAGCAGCUCAAUUACCACAAGUCCAUCGGCGGCCCCAACGCUGAGAUCGUGUCUUUGAUGAAGAACAUGCCCCCCCCUGGAGCACGGGGCAGGUCAUUGCCUUCUCUGAGCACGGUGCGAGGUCUUGCCUCCUCGGAGUCGAGCCAGGGCAUGAGCAUCUGCUCAAGUUCCAGCAGGUCUCGGCCGAGCAAGCCAACUCGCGGUACUGAGAUUGAUGCUCAGUAUGCGGGCGCCGAGGAGCCAAAGGGCAAGUUCUGUCCCAACUGUAAGGGAUCAGACCAUCAUGUCAAUGUCUGCGUGGGGCCACCCAACAGCAUUCACGGGGACAUCCCUGCCUGCACCCGCUGUCUCACCUUGGACAACCCUGACAAGCCGGACUGGCACCAGCUCGAUGGGUGUCCUCUGGUUGUCACCAUCCUCGCAGACCUUGGCGUAGAUGGGAGGUCGAGGCUUUCAAGGGAAUUGGUCGGUCGCCUCGGAGACAAUGACAUCGCGUGGCUCAUGGAGACCAUGGUCACCGAGAGACUCCGGAAGCCGCCAUUGCGCUCCAGGUGUUUUGACUGGAUUGACAUCCUCAUGGAGUUCUCGAGUCGCUUCUACGAGGGUGCAGCGCCUCCGCAAUUGCAGGGCAAGCUCCCGUGGACGAAGCAGUUCGCUCUGCACGUACUUCAGACCUGGGACCCUGCACCUAGCGACAAAGGCGUGGGUGCUUCGGUCGCCCAGGAAGGCCAGGCGGAGAAGAAGCCACUCCCGUGGCGAACCUACAACUACAGGCUGGCAGACAUCAACACCCUCCCGAGUGGCUUUGCUGAUGACGAGUCUAACUUCAGCGGCCUCAGGAUAGAAUGGGAAAAUGGACGCACGGCAUCGCAGGUGUUCAAGGCCAGCGACCGGCCAUCCGAGCCUAAAGCCCAGAAGGUUGCCGCCAGCCAAGCGCAAGUUGUGCAGAACGCGGAUCGAGAACGCAUCGCACAAUUGGAGCGGUCAAUUUCCAGGAUGGCGGAGUUAAUGGAUAAUCAACAGAAGCUGUUGGAAUCCGUCAUUCCCUCCCAGCCCAAGCCUGUGCCCGAACCUGUCGAAAAUCUCACACAUGCUGUGAAUGCUUGGAAACUCGACACCCAGGCUUUCGAGCAGGAAGUUAGUAACAUGCCUGCUACAGGGACGGACAGCCUCGGCGGGCUGGGCGAUGGAGCUCCAGUUGAACAAGCAUCGCUGGGCGUUCCUCUUCCCGAUAAGCCUGGCGCCACAGGUGCAGGACCAGAAAAUGUUGAUGGUUCUGCGAGUGGCACUGGCCAGGAGGAUGCGGCCAUGAAGGACGCUGAUAAAUAG
Diaporthe amygdali is the source of this 2070-nucleotide messenger RNA. RefSeq lists its product as uncharacterized. Lineage: Eukaryota; Fungi; Ascomycota; Sordariomycetes; Diaporthales; Diaporthaceae. The transcript has a single exon. Bases 1 to 2070 code for a protein of 689 amino acids. The record is from RefSeq and is a predicted model, not a curated record.